AUGAAGAGGUCUCUUCUUGAACUCGAUCCUCAGGCAGACGCCCUACUAAUUCUUCAAAAGCCAAACUUGGAAUCGUCUCACUUGUCAACAUAUGGGUGUGCAUCGGCGAGAGUCAUAGGUCGGCUUGAUGAUCCCGUGUAUUUUGAGCCAGAAGAGGAUGAAUCGGCGGGGCGAUCAGACUUGAACGAAGAGAUGAGAUCGCUCCAGACAUACCUGGAGAACGGGGAUCCAAAUCAGGUUGUAUUUCGCGUCUCUGCUAAACAUCUCUGCCUCGCGUCACCAGUCUUCCGAAGAAUGAUCCAGGGCCAAUUCAAAGAGUCAGAACCAAAUGAACAAGGACUCUUCGAGAUCAGAACAUCAGAAUGGGAUGCCGAGGCUCUCCUUAUUAUCCUUGAUAUCAUACAUGGCCAUCACUCCAGCGUUCCCAAACGACCAAGUCUGGACGUCAUAGCACAGAUCGGGAUUAUAGCCGACUAUUAUGACUGCCUCGAGGUUGUUAAAACAUUCUUCCAGCACUGGCACUUGACUAUGAAAAUUUGGGAGAACUAUUCAAUUCGGCCGUCUGGUACCACGGGUGCGCUAGCCUUGCUAGACCCCACAGCGUGUGGCUUACCUCCCCUGCCUGGCAGGGUAAAGCCGUUUGACGACGAGGCAACGAUUGGCCUAUUCAUGGCCUGGAUAGUCCAAGACCAUGCACGGUUCAGGGACUUGACUGUGUCCGCAGUAGUCACCACAGAUGCACUUGUGGAAACUGCUCUGCCUAUACCAGCUAAAAUCUUCGAAGCGAUAUACAACCAGAGUUGCCAAAUCAUUGAUUACUUAGUUUCCAAGAUCUAUAACUUGAAAGACGAUCUGGAGGCAGGACGCGUUGGUUGCUAUCCACUAUGCUCCUGGAGACUCCGGGAAGUCUUCAUGAGUCGAAUGGGUAUCCGGGGUCUGCCAAUGAUAAAGCCGGAAAGCCCGCUUCGGUGUUAUAACACUGUUUCUUCAGUUGUCAGUAUUAUCGACUAUCUUGGUUAUAAAUAUCCUAUCUGGAGAUGUGGUUGCGAACUCAAGUCGCCCUAUAACUUACGCCUAUAUACGCAAGACCUGAGCAAUCUUGUGUCAGGUCUGGACCUGAACGACUUCCUGUAA
Fusarium verticillioides 7600 is the source of this 1134-nucleotide messenger RNA. RefSeq lists its product as hypothetical. The record is from RefSeq and is a predicted model, not a curated record. The coding region runs from base 1 to 1134 and encodes 377 amino acids. The transcript is spliced from 2 exons. NCBI's taxonomy places the organism in Eukaryota, Fungi, Ascomycota, Sordariomycetes, Hypocreales, Nectriaceae. Gene Ontology annotation, molecular function: protein binding.